AUGUGCUAUAAAAUCGUGUGCAGUUUGCUGCUCUGUCUCCUCGGCUUGGCGUGCUCCAGCACCAGCUCCAGCAAUCUGGCCGGCUACGAAGGCUAUACCAAGUACACGGUGCAGCAUGGCGAUGAGAGCGCCUUUCGCUAUAUGGUCGAUCUGCAGACGAACGAUACCGAUGUGGACUUCUGGCUGCUCACCCGGAAUAUGUCCGUGCUGACGGUGGGUCCGCAGCGUAAGCCACAGUUCGAGUCGCGCCUGUCCCAGCUGGGCGUUGAAUAUCAGACUCAGCCGCUGAUGGAUCUGAUGGCAUCGCUGGAAGCAAAUAGCACAUAUGCGGAUGCCGAGGAUUUGGAUGAAUGCCAGCCGGGCGAUUGCGAGUCGGAGCGUCCACGUAAUCGGCAACGUCGUCAGGCACGCGGCUUCUUCUCGCAUUAUCCGCGCUAUCAUGAGAUACUCAACUUCAUGAGCGGAUUGGCGGCGCGUUAUCCACAGUACUGUCGCUACGAAUCGCUGGGUCGCUCCAACGAGGGUCGCCACAUUGCCGGCCUGUCCAUAUCGCUGAACCAGCGUGUUCGUCCGCGCCGUGUCGCCUACAUUCAGGCAGCUGCCCAUGGCAGGGAGUGGAUCACAACGCAGACGGUGCUCUACUUGGCCUACGAGCUGCUCAGCAAUCUGCGCGCCUUCCAGCGGGUACUGAACGAUGUCGAGGUGUUCCUUGUGCCGCUCGUUAAUCCCGAUGGCUAUGAGUACACGCACACAACGGAUCGCUUCUGGCGCAAGAAUCGUCAUCGGUUUGCUGGUCAUUCCUGCAGCGGGGUGGACAUCAAUCGUAACUUUGCCAAUCACUGGAACUAUCAGGGCGCCAGCCAGAAUCUCUGCUCGGAGGUCUAUUCGGGGACGGCGCCAAAUUCGGAGCCGGAAACAUCGGCGGUGGUUCGCUAUCUGGAAUUCAAUCGUCAGCGUGUGAAGCUCAGCCUGGAUGUGCACUCAUUCGGCAAAUUCAUUUUUUAUCCCUACGGCUAUGCGAGAAACACAGUGCCACCCACAGUGGGCACAUUGCGCUCCGUGGCAUCGCGGGCCGCCAGCCAAAUCGGCAAAUAUCGCGGCACCCGGUACACCAUCGGCACCUCCGCCUCCAUACUGUACGAGGCUUCUGGCAGUCUGGAUGACUUUGCCUAUGGCAGCCUGGGCAUACCCUUGUCCUACACGGUUGAGCUACCCGGCGAUGAAUUCCAUGUGCCCUCGUACGAUAUCAUACACGUCUGCAAGGAGACAUUUGCCGGCUUCGUCGAGUUCAUUCGGCACGUUAGUCUCUAUUAAGUAUUUUGCCGUCCUUAGCAUUUAAGCAAUUGAAUUUAUAAUUGUUAAUUUAACUAAUUAGUGUCAUUGUUGUUAGGCAUUAAAGUGAGAA
Molecule: messenger RNA, 1405 nt
Organism: Drosophila montana
Lineage: Eukaryota; Metazoa; Arthropoda; Insecta; Diptera; Drosophilidae
Product: carboxypeptidase B
Exons: 5
Coding region: 1-1314 (437 amino acids)
Biological process (GO): proteolysis
Molecular function (GO): metallocarboxypeptidase activity; zinc ion binding
Source: RefSeq, a predicted model, not a curated record